AUGUCUGUAUCCGGCCUCCAAUAUGAUUCGGAGUUCGCCGAAGUAUUGGCUCCAAUCAAAUCUGGCCGCCCCUCUAUCCCUCCUAAGACAGCCGUCGACAUUCGCCGUAACAAUCACGCUUUAUUUGACAAAUUAUUCCCAAAACCACCAUCUUCAGAUAUCAUCCAGCAGAAGGACUACAUCGUUGAAAGCCACGACGGUGCGCGGAUCCUUCUGCGUCGUUAUGUCAAACCGGACAUCCUCGAGGUUAAAGAACCUCAACCCGCAAUCCUAGCAAUCCACGGAGGCGGUUUCGUAUCAGGCAGUGUGGAAGACUGCGGUGGACUCAACGCAGAAAUGGCACUUCAAACAAGCAGACCAGUGUUUGCUGUUAAAUAUCGUCUUGCGCCUGAACAUCCUUUUCCGGCAGCGGUGGAGGACAGUUUUGCAGCUCUAAAGUAUCUUUCAGAUCAUGCAGAAGAGCUUAACAUCGAUUCCAAACGCAUCUGCGUACAGGGAGCGAGUGCAGGGGGUGGUAUAGCUGUGGGGAUUGUACUCCUGGCCAGAGAUAGAGAUCUCAGCCCCCCAGUAGCAAAGCUGGUAGCUCUGACUCCCGAGUUGGAUGAUCGAACAUGUCAUCCAGCAGACACAGAGUUUCUCAAGUUCACCACGUGGACACCGCACCACAAUCGACUCGCUUGGAAAGCAUACGCGGAUGUUUCGCCUUAUGCGGCACCGGCGAGGGCGGAAAGCUAUAAAGGAUUUCCUCCCACAUACGUUGAUGUCGGCACGCUGGACUUGUUCCGAGACGAGGACUUGGGGUUUGUAAAGAGGCUGAUGGAAGAUAAUGUCGAGGUUGAGUUUCACCUCUGGCCUGGUGUACCUCAUGUAUUCGAGUACCUAGGACCUGGGACAAGAUGGCCUCAGCGAGCCAAAGAAGCUCGAAUUGAUGCACUAAUGCGGUUCUAG
Molecule: messenger RNA, 948 nt
Organism: Fusarium graminearum PH-1
Lineage: Eukaryota; Fungi; Ascomycota; Sordariomycetes; Hypocreales; Nectriaceae
Exons: 2
Coding region: 1-948 (315 amino acids)
Molecular function (GO): hydrolase activity
Source: RefSeq, a predicted model, not a curated record